AUGUCUUUGAAGCAGGAGAUCGAAACUUGGGUUCAAGCUCUUGCAAACUACGACAACAAUGAAUUUGAAGAGGCACUAAAGGUCUUUAACAAUAUCGCGGAUACAUCGAAGAUCCUUUUCAACUGUGGUGUUAUCUAUGCAACUCUUGGAGAGCAUUACAGAGCUGUUGAAUGCUACCAACGAGCCGUAGGUCUCGAUCAGUACUUCGCCGUCGCGUACUUCCAACAGGGUGUCUCCAAUUUCCUCGUGGGCGAUUUCGAAGAAGCUCUCGCGAAUUUCAACGACACCUUGCUCUACUUGAGAGGAAAUACGUCAAUUGAUUAUGAACAACUGGGGCUGAAAUUCCAAUUGUACUCUUGUGAGGUGCUCUUCAAUCGGGGGUUAUGUUACAUCUAUCUCCAGCAAGUGGAGGCUGGCAUGAAGGAUCUCGAAUAUGCUUCGAAAGAAAAAGCCAAACCAGAUCACGAUGUUAUCGAUGAGGCUAUCAAGGAGAACGCUGAAGGUUACACUGUCUUCUCCAUCCCCGUAGGAAUCGUUUACCGGCCAAGCGAAGCAAAAGUUAAGAAUUUAAAAACCAAGGAAUAUCUUGGGAAGGCCCGGCUAGUGGCUGCUUCUGACCGUGCAAAUGCCUUUACUGGCUUCCAAGGAUCUGAAAUCAAGAGAAAUAUAACAGAAACGGCACGAGACGACCGACCACCCGAAUCAAUAUCGUUUGCUGCUUCAAAUUUAGUCCAGAAGGGUCUGACCAGCCGUGGCGGGAGGCAACAGUCAGAACCGCCCAUCAGCAGAAACAUGUUUCCACCAACCCCACCGCCCGAAUCGGAGAAGCCACCAUCCGUUGGGGGUGGUGGCUCUCCGAGCAAUUCUUCUGGUAUGUCAGGGCGCGGACCCCGGCCUCCGAUGUUGGACUUGGAUCGAUCGGCCAUGCAAUCCAAUGAUUCUGGAGUGAUGGCGGCAAGGCAGACAGAGAGGAUGCGAAUUGGAACCGUUCGAACUGCUUCGGAACCUCGCGGACCACCUUCUAGACAGCCCUCGACCAUGCGAAGCCGUGACCAAACUAGCCGUCCUCUGUACAGGGAAACGACCCGACGAAUGCAACUGGACCCGACUUUUGCCGCUGUGGACGAAGACGGAUAUCCUGAUGAAGUCUAUAACAUGUACGCCAAUAAUUCGCGAUCGACUGGAGCUACACGGGACCCAAGUAUGAGACGUGCCCGACAACAACCACGGUUAGUAGAGGAUGCCGAUUAUGUUAGUGACGGGUACGACGAGGAGUCUCCUGACGAUGCGGAGUUCGAGAUGAUGGGUGCCAUGCCUCCACGCUCACAGCGGCGGCAGCUGUCACGGCGGGCAGAUAUUCGCAAAAUCCGAGUCAAGGUGCAUGCCAGCAGCGAUGUGCGUUUUAUCAUGAUUGGCGCGUCGGUUGGGUAUAAUGAGUUUGAGGCUAAGAUUCGGGAUAAGUUUGGAUUUAAGCAGCGGGUGCGGCUGCAGAUGCAGGAUGAUGGGGAUAUGGUUACAAUGGGUGAUCAGGAUGAUCUUGACAUGCUGCUUACAACGGCAAAGCAUGGGGCAAGGAAGGAGGGGCUUGAUAUGGGGAAGAUUGAGAUUUGGGCACAAGAAAUGUAG
This is a messenger RNA of Paracoccidioides brasiliensis Pb18, 1626 nucleotides long. RefSeq lists its product as uncharacterized. Gene Ontology annotation, molecular function: protein binding. The coding region runs from base 1 to 1626 and encodes 541 amino acids. The transcript is spliced from 5 exons. The record is from RefSeq and is a predicted model, not a curated record.